CAUAUGUGCCCAAAGUUCCUCCACAAUGACGAACGUACGGCGUCGACGAUCGCCGUUAUAAAAAGCCAACCUCUUCGCCCGCUUCUCUCUUCCCUUCGAACCCCCUAAAAAUUCAUCCGACCGUGUUUGUCAAAAACUGAUCGAACGAAAUGGAUAAACUCGCCUCCAUCAUCGCCGCUGUCGAGGCUGGGAAACUGCCGACCCAAUCCCAGAUCACCGACUGCACCGACUACACGCUUACACAUCUUAUCACACCCCUAGAAGAGGACGAUUCGUUCAAGCUGAGCGAGUAUGGCUCCAUCCUAGCUCAAGACUUACGAGAAGUCCUCCUUGCAUACAAAAAUCUUGGACUUAACAAAAAUUAUGACAACCUCGUUCAAGAAACCCUCUGGCACUUGGAGGAAUGCAAUCUCUCCGAAGUCCGCGUCGAGCUCGUUUCAAGUGAGGAGACAACCGCCGACCUCGAUGCCUUCCGCGCAUCCAUCCGCACACUCAUCAGAAUCCUCUGGGCAAAUAUCUCAGGCGAGGGGACGAAUCUCCUCAACGACUUUGCGUCCUUUUCGCGGAUCGCUCUUGCAGAUUUCGCGGAAAUAGUCGAAUCACAAGCUGCGCACGCCAAAGAGAGUUUGCGAGAGUUCGAUACGCAGGUUCAGCAGGGCGAAAGGGAUAAUCUUGGUAGGAGGAAGAGGACCCAAGGAGAGAUAGAGCAAGAAGAGGCCGAGGACGCGAAAGUCAAGUUUGAGAAGACGAUGGAUACGGUUAAGGAAUCUGGUUCAAAGGUUAUCGGCACUGCACAGUCUGUGCAGGAGACCGCCAAGGAAACCAGCGAACGCGCGGCGACCCGGCUUCGAGAGGCCUAUUUUAGGAUGAUCGAACGUGCACAAAGCGACGCGGAGUACAAACGCGCACUAUCCACGCUCUUCAGCACGGCGUCCAAAUGGGUGAACAAAGCGGUCGACACAGCAGCCGACCUCGACCAAGCUACCAAACUGGAAACGUUCGUCGACGAUCCCACAGAAGAGAAACACCUGCACCAAGCGAUGUACAACCUCCGCGUGCUCAUCGAGCGCCUUGCAAGUGGAAAAUCCCUCGAUAACUUGUUUGCGAAUUUCCGCGAGUGCGCACUUGACGUCAAGCAGGACGAAGAUAUCAAAUCGUGGUUCAACGAUUUCUUCGCGUACGUUCGCAAGUGUCUCGAGGAGCCUAAAUACGCGCAUACCGACGAAGCGAGCAAAAUUUACGACGUUCUUCGGAAGCGCUGGAAAGACCUCCUUAAUGAGGACUCCGACACUGCUCGCAAGUGGAGAGAUGACGUCACGAAUCUGAGAAACGAAAUGCGCGCGCUGCAGCAGGCCAUCUGCAAAGACUCGGAUAUCAUUCACGUGCGUCGGGCUCAGGAGAAGUGGCACAGUGACUUGGAGAGGAUCGGUGCAGCUGCCAGCAAGGUUGGCGUUCAGUUUGCACUGGAGCAGGGUUCGUGGUUCUGGCAGGACGUGUUCAACGUGUACGCGCCGCGCCUUCUGAGAGCCGCGAAAAACAUCCCCAUACCCAGGACGGAGUACGUCGAUCCAGAAGUUGACUUUGUCCUCGAGAGCCUGGAUAUCUCGUCCCUCAAUCUGCUUCCGGGGCACGUCUACUUGCGCAACAUCACAGAUAUUGACGUCACCGCGCCUGCCGGGGAAUCUACCCACACCGCGUGGGGAACGCUCACCCACAUCCGCAUGCAAGCGCUUGAACUCAGACUCAAAGAGGUAUCCUUCUACUACAAAGACAAAGUCGCCACUGUCGGCCCAAGCGAGUUCACGGGUAUCCUGGAGUUCAAUCUCCCAACGCAGGGUCUGGACGUUGACUUCAAGUUCCGGAUGAUACCUAACACCCCUCUGGGCCUCAAGGAACGUGAAAAGGCGCAACGGUUUUUCAAGGUCGAGCGUGUAGAAGUCCAUCUGGCCGAAAACAUCACAUUCGAGGUGAAGGAAUCUAAUCAUCCCAUCAUUGCUACGGUGUUCAAACCCGUCCUCCUCUCGAGGUUCCGCGAGGCGUUGGAGAGGACGCUCGAGGAACAGAUCCGAGGCGUGUUUGACUUGGUCGACGGUAUCGCAUUCGACGUCUCGAACCGCGCUGAGGUGUUCGAGGACACUGGCCUUGGACACGGGACUGCUGUUGCGGCGGCCAUCUGGAGCGAGAUCGGUAGGAUGAGGAGGAUGGAAGGCGGGUUGUUGAGUGGUUGGAAAGCUACAGGAACGGGAAUCAUCAAGGAGGGUCUCCCGGGAGAUGCGAAGCUUGCCAUGGGUGCAGAACCACAAAUUCUUCCAGGCGAGAAGAGGGGUCCCCUCGGAACUCACGCUGUACCACUUGGCGAGCGACCGGAACUUCAGGGUAUCGUCGAAGGCGGGACUAGCGUGACAGAGAGCAUCAGGCAGGCAGCACGAGAGGGCGCCAGAGAAGUCCAGUCAUUUAGGGAUGCCGUGCGUAGGAAGGCUUUCGAGGAGAAAAGGAGAUCGGGGUGGAAUAGCCAUGCCUAUGAUCUCGGAGCAUAAACGACGCCUUUUCAAUCAUGUUCGUUG
Molecule: messenger RNA, 2564 nt
Organism: Pisolithus orientalis
Lineage: Eukaryota; Fungi; Basidiomycota; Agaricomycetes; Boletales; Pisolithaceae
Exons: 4
Coding region: 150-2537 (795 amino acids)
Source: RefSeq, a predicted model, not a curated record